Molecule: messenger RNA, 1570 nt
Organism: Cetraspora pellucida
Lineage: Eukaryota; Fungi; Glomeromycota; Glomeromycetes; Diversisporales; Gigasporaceae
Source: the annotation of a GenBank genome assembly
AUGGCAACUUUUGAAGAAAGAGAAAAGUCGAAAAUUUUGAUAGGCUCUAUGAAGAACUUUAUUGACCCAUAUUUUAUUAAUAAGUCAUCCGAACAAUGGGACUUGUGUUCUUUUGCCAAGUCAUUUGAUGAAUCUGUAUUUAACAGGAAAAACUGCUUAUACUUUUAUAAGGAAGGAUUGCAGAAUAUUAUCAAAUCACCCGAUUUUGAUGGCGAGCAAAAGGCUAAGGCGAAAGAAUUUCUCAAUACUUAUGCAGCUCAAAAAAAGCAAAAUUCAAAAAUGCUAGAAGCUCUCGAAAAUAAGGCUAAUUCUUGUUCGGCUAGAUCGGCUAUUUUUCAAGACAGACUUUCACUAUUAGUUAACAUCGCAAAAUCUGCCAACGCCACAUUAAAUACGACAUUCACCCAAGCAGAUAUUUCAGUGAGUGGAUCAAAGACACCGGAACAACAAAUUAUGACUAGAACUACAGGAUAUGAUACAUCCCCAGAACAAUCUCCUGAAUAUAUUCCGAGGCUCAUUUUCAACCAAGUUGACUCAAAUCCAUCCAUAGCCGGCAACAAACAUUACCUUGAUUCUGAAGAGGAAGAUGAUACUGAAGAAGAAUACAAUGCAAAUCAGACAAUAAUUGGCGGUCAAAAUGCUUCUUGGAUUGUAAACAGUCUUGACAUUCGACAAAAAUUCACUGAAUACCAGCUAAAAACAGAACUAUCAAAAACUAAGCCGGAGUACUACGAUGUAAUUUUCUUUAAUGCUAUAGAUAAAAAUAGUUUUUUAGAAACAUUAGGAGAAGAUACAGUUGCACUAAUGAAUAAAGACAUAAGGGAGGAGGAGAAAAAAAUGCCAAACAAUAUAGAACAAGAGAUUAAAUCAUUAUUUAAUGAAAUUAUUUCUCGUGAUAUUAAUAUGACUAAAAAGAAACUUAAACAAAAGGAGUGCAACGAUUCAUUUGAAAUAAAUUUUGCUUUGUACUUUGUGAAUCACAUGAUAGAAAUGAUGGAAGACACAAACUUGCUUCUUGAACCCAUAUCAGAAGGAACUUACAUAGUUAGCAUUUUAGCGCCAAUCCUUAAUAAAUUUUUUAUCAAAAAUAAAAAGAGCUGGCGUGCACAAUAUGGAGAUACUUGCCUUAAAGCGAGUGCCAGAGACUGCAAUGCUCAGAAGGAAGAUGAUAAACAUAGGUCUCCUGGUAGGAAGAUCGACACGAUUAUUACAUUAAAGGAGGAGGAUGAAGAAUUUUCCAUAGUUGAGGUUAGCGGACCUCCGUCAAAACAGGAUUGGACACAUUUCAAAGGAGAUAGAAUGAAGAUCACAAAAAUGCUCAAGACUUUAAUGAAUAGAUUCGCAGAACUACGCCCAAAUUCUAAUAUUAGAACGCUCUUGAUAUUUACAGCAUAUCAGUUGAUUAUCUACGAAUUCCGACUUAAAUACUCUGAAGUUUACACAAUGGUAGAAGUAUUAAAAAUUCCUAUUCCAAAGACCUGGAAAGAUAUGAGAAAUGCCUAUGAUACCCGUCUAUUGAAUGAAAGUUCGGAAGACAUACAAAGCUUUUUGUGGAAUGAUGACGAUAUGG